AUGAUUAGCAGUGAGGAAAAAAUUAGGGGACCAGCUUUAUCUGAGGCUGAUACAAGGGAUUUCAGGAACUUCAAUGAGGAUUGUAUGCUCAAUCAUUUGAAAAUUGUGGGUUAUUUCUUCACUUGGAAUAAUAAACAAGAAUCUGAUACUAGAGUUUGGAGUAAGCUUGAUAGGCCAUUGGUUAAUGAUACGUGGAUCAAUAGAUUUAAUGCAAGUCAUGCUGAAUUCCUUCUUCCAAGCUUCUCAGAUCAUUCUCCUGCUCUAAUUUCAAUCUAUGAAGACUGUAUGCAAGGGGAAAAGCCCUUUAAAUUCUUUAAAAUAUGGAUUAAAUACCCUAGUUUCUCCCCCACAGUUUUAGAUAUCUGGAAGGAAACCAUUGGAGGAUACAAAAUGUUUUCAGUCUACAAAAAACUUAAACUGCUGAGGGAGUCUCUGAAGGUUUUAAACAAAAAACAUUUUUACAAUAUAAGGGAGCAAGUUCAAAGAGCUAGAAUUGCAUUAAAGGAUGCUCAAAAGGAUCUUCAAGCUUAUCCUCUUAAUCCUCAGAAAGCCAGGAUUGCAUGGAAUUUGCAAGGUGACAGGUAUACAAGCUUCUUUCAUGCUAUAGUAAAAUCAAACAAGCACAACAAUAGAGUGGCUGUUCUAUAUAACAAUCUAGGGGACAGAAUCACUAAUGGGGAAGAGAUUGUAAAUGAAUUAAUUACAUAUUACAAGAACCUUAUGGGUACAACUGUGAAUACAAUUCCUCCAGACAGGGACAUCAUAAAAUCAAGUCCUUGCUUAUAUGUUUCUCAAGCGAGUGCUUUAUCUUCUCCAGUUACAAAGGAGGAAAUAAAAUCUGCUAUCUUCUCUAUUUUUGAAAACAAGGCUCCUGACCCUGAUGGAUACAAUAUGACAUUUUUAAAUCUUCAUGAUGAUCUUCUCUUGUUCUCUAAAGGUGAUCAUUACUCUGUGCAAAAGUUAUAUCAAUGUGUUAUAGAGUUUAGUGAAAUUCUGGUCUUGAGGCUAACCCUGAAAAAUGUUCUAUUUUCUUUGGAGGUGUGGAUGAAUCAAAUGAAGCACAAGAAUCUCUCAUAUGCUGGGAGAUUACAAGUGAUUAAGAGUGUGAUACUUGGAAUCCAAAUUUUCUGGACAUUAAAUUUUGUUCUUCCUGUCAAUGUUCUUCAGAGAAUUGAUGAGUUAUACGGAAAAUUUUUAUGGAGUAAAUCGAGCCAAGGUCCGAGGCCUCCUCUUGUUUCAUCGGAGAGGGUGUGUCUGAGGAAGGAACAAGGUAGGUUGGGGGUGUUUUUGGCUCCUGUGUGGAAUGUUGCUUCUGCAUUGAGAAGCAUAUGGUAUAUCCAUGUUAAUAAGGAGUUAUUGUGGAUUAAAUGGAUCCAUGAUACAUACUUAAAGCAUAGGGAUAUUUGGCAUGAAAGAAACAACAGAAUUUUCCAGCAAAAGAGCAAGGGUCCAGAUACUUUAGUUAGAGAGAUUAAGAUGGAGAUAUUGUACUUUGUCCUCAACAGUCCUGAUAUUAUCAAGGACUGUUUGUUUUGA
This is a messenger RNA of Asparagus officinalis (garden asparagus), 1536 nucleotides long. RefSeq lists its product as uncharacterized. The record is from RefSeq and is a predicted model, not a curated record. The transcript is spliced from 5 exons. Bases 1 to 1536 code for a protein of 511 amino acids. Lineage: Eukaryota; Viridiplantae; Streptophyta; Magnoliopsida; Asparagales; Asparagaceae.